Messenger RNA from Brachypodium distachyon (stiff brome), 1723 nucleotides. RefSeq names its product protein IQ-DOMAIN 1. Gene Ontology annotation, molecular function: protein binding. The record is from RefSeq and is a predicted model, not a curated record. The coding region runs from base 191 to 1456 and encodes 421 amino acids. The transcript is spliced from 4 exons. NCBI's taxonomy places the organism in Eukaryota, Viridiplantae, Streptophyta, Magnoliopsida, Poales, Poaceae.
GUGCGCGUCGUGGGCGUAAAGGACAACAACGGCUAUACCUCACAUUCUCUUCUCACUCCCCCCCACCACCUCUGCUUCCAUUUUGUCUCGUCUCGCGUCGCGCCCACGGAGUCAAUCAAGCGUUCGACGUACGUGCCGAGCGAGAGUGGGUUGAGUUGCGUUGGGUUGGGUUUGGGGGGCAGAGGCGGAGAUGGGGGCCUCGGGGAAGUGGAUCAAGUCGCUGGUGGGACUCAAGGCGCCGCCGUCGUCGGCGGCGGCGGGGACGAAGGGGCGGAAGUGGAGCCGGCUGUGGCGGAGCCCCUCCUCGUCCAGAGGCGGCGGCAACAACGCGCCGUCGCCGUGGUGCGAGACGACGUCGGCCUCGUCCGCCGCCGCCGCCGGCGCGCUCAGCUCGGACGUCGUCGCGGCCGUGGUGCGCGCGCCGCCCAGGGACUUCCUGGUGAUCAGGCAGGAGUGGGCCGCCGUCCGCGUCCAGACCGCCUUCCGCGCCUUCCUGGCGAGGCGGGCGUUGAAGGCGCUGCGGGGCAUCGUGCGGCUGCAGGCGCUGGUGCGGGGGCGGCUGGUGCGGAGGCAGCUGGCCGUGACGCUCAACCGCAUGGAGGCGCUGCUAAGGGUGCAGGAGCGAGCCAUGGAGCGGAGGGCGCGCUGCUGUGCGGACGGCGGGGAUGACCCUGUCAGGGAAGCUGAGGAACAAUGGUGUGCCAGGCAAGGUUCUGUCGACGAAGUAAGAUCGAAAAUGCAAAUGAAGCACGAGGGUGCAGUGAAGAGAGAAAGGGCAAUGGCUUAUUCUCUUUCUCACCAGCCUCGGAGCGUAAAACACAGAGGGAGGCCAAGCUCCCCUGCUAGCUCUCUCAGGAACCAUGAGUCUUAUAUCGAAGGAUGGAUGGCAACAAAACCUUGGGACAGCAGGCGUAUGGAUCCAAACCGCAGCGAAUCACAUUGCCUAGAGAACUCCAAUGAGCUGAACUUAGCAGGCUCCAAAUUUUCAGAUUCUGGGACUGGGAGGUCUGUUAAGGUUAGAAGGAACAAUGUGGCAACCAUGGUGGAAGCAAAGUCUCCUUCAUUGCUCUCAGCUUCUUCUGCUUCUUUGGACUUGGCGUUCGAUGAGAGCUCUCUGUCGACAUCUUCGGUAACUCCGGCAUCUGCUGCCAUGGCAUCCGAAGCAAGAUCUGUGGACAGUGGUUACAGAGGUGGAGGGCCGGGCUACAUGAGCUUGACCAAGUCUGCCAGAGCAAGGCUGGACGGCUGCGGCGGCAGCCGUAGAGGGCUAUCACCCCAGAUGCAAAGGCAGAGAUCCGGUGGCAUGCCGUAUCGCAGAAGGGUGGCACUCUCUUCACUAGACUCCCAGAGCAAUGCUGGUUCGGAUAUCUCAGCCGCCUGUAGGAGGCUGAACAGCAUGUCUUUGAAAGGUCCUAGCAUGAUGACAAGAAGCUUGGACAAGGAGAAUGACUAUUGAUCCUACUAGCUAGCUGGUUAUCUGCUCAUUGGAGAAAACACAAUUUAUUUUGCACCUUAUAUAAUUCUCUUUACAGCUUCUUCUCUGCUUUAGUAGUAGGUUUAUACCUCCAUUCCAAGUUCAACCCCUCAUUGCUUGUAUUGCAUUUUGGUGCAAAUAAUGUUAUUCGGUAGUACAAUCAUGUAAAGAUCAUCGAGGAUGAACAUGACAUCUAAUGUGUCACCGACAUGUGGCCCCGAUUCCUAUUCUAUUCUCACUUUGCAGGAA